Molecule: messenger RNA, 3205 nt
Organism: Amphiprion ocellaris (clown anemonefish)
Lineage: Eukaryota; Metazoa; Chordata; Actinopteri; Pomacentridae
Gene: soul3
Product: heme-binding protein soul3
Exons: 5
Coding region: 380-1228 (282 amino acids)
Source: RefSeq, a predicted model, not a curated record
CACCGGCUACGAUGAAGGAAGUGUCACGUUGCUCCACACGGGGGAAGGAGACGCGGACUUUUCUAGGUUUUGCGCGAAUUUAAAGUGCGCAAAGCGACAACAUAUGGUUUCCGUAAGUCAUAUGUAACACCGAGAAUGCAAACAUGGACAAUUGCGUCGGCUGAAGCGUAGCAGUGGCCGGUUCGUUGACCAGAAAGUAACGGUCGUCCUGAUCUGGACCAGUCAAGCGCCGCGGUCCGAAGGAAAAAAAAAAUACAACAACACUUCAGCGGAGCGUCGAUUCAGCGACGAAUUCGAAGUGAUUUUACUUUUUGUUUACUUUUGGUUAACCCAUUGAGGCAUUUUUUUUAAACCUAGCUAGCUAGUUUUAAGAAGAGAAAUGGACCGCGGUGGCUGCCAGAUGAGUGGCGGCGGCGGUAGCGGCGGAGGAGGAGGAGGAGACGGCAGCGGCCCCGACCGACAUGGGAUGAUCACACUGGAGGACCUGGAGUCUUUCUCCGAGGACCAGCUGUCAGACUCCGGUAACGGCAGUCUGGAAGAAGAAGGAGAGACCAUGGAGGAAGACCAAGAUCAAGACCGACUGCUUCAUUACUGGCAGGAUGUGGCCAGGGGACACCAAGUGGAAGUUUCCCAAGAUCUAGCAGAACCCAUUCAACAGUUGACCAGCAACAACCAAGGACGCAGUUCCAGAGAGCACGUACCUUUUACCCUCCUUGCACACAAAGAGAAGUGUGGGGAGGUGCUAUUUGAGAAACGCCAUUAUGAAAAGGGUCACUGGGCUUGUAUAACAAUGCGUGAGGACACUUAUGAACAGAGCAUCUGCUACGGCUUUAUGAGGAUAAUGAGAUACAUCUGCCAGCAGAACUCCUUAGAUGACUACCUGGGCAUGACGCUGCCCAUCGUGACAGUGGUGCGCACAGAUGAGAACCAUUCUGUGAUUUCCCAUGAUGUCACGGUGGCGUACUACCUGCCAGCUGAACAUCAGGCCCAGCCCCCACAACCUCAUGACAGUGACAUCAUUGUAGAGGUCUGGCCUGCCAGUGUCGUAUACACCAGGGCCUUUACUGGUCCCACCAAUGAAGUGACCAUCAUUGAUCAGAUCAAUGCCAUGGCUGAGCUGCUAGACUCUCCAGGUGUGUGUGUCAACGACUCGUUCAUCGUGGCCGGCUACACCAACCCCGCUCACAGCCACCGUCAGAAUGAGAUCUGGUUCCUAGAGCGACGCUGAUGGACAGCAGCAUCUCGCAGCAUCCUAGCUUUGACCUUUGAGCCUCAUAAAGACUCCCUUAACACUGCCUCUGCUCAGCUACAACCUCAGGUGUAACAUCAUCUUCUGUCACCACCAAUAUCUGAAAUGACCACCAGCCUAGCACACUCCACAGCCACUGGGUUUUGAUUUAUAAAAAACAGGAAAAAAAAAGAGCUCAGCUGAUACUUUAACCUCAGUAAAUUCUCAUCUAUGUUCAUUUGAAUUAAACCCUCAUUUCACCCGCAAGAACUGCACUUAACCACUGCCAUACUCUCAUAAACACAACCCAGAUACUAAGGUGAAGCAUAGCAUUCAUCUCCUGCUUUGAGAUGGCUUAAAGCCUGUCCUAAGCACAGUGCCCUCUAGUUGAAAGUUGAAAUAUUUGAACUCUUAACGCUCUGUGAACAUGGUGACCACUGAGUGGUUCAAAAACAUGCAAACAGCCUGUCAAUCCACAGAAGAAACAGGCUGCCAGUGGACUUACAGCCUUAUUAUGUUCCCUUUCUGUUUAUUGCACAGCCACAAUGUCUUGUCAUGUGGAGUCAUUCUCUAGCUUGUUGAGGUGAUGUCAGCUCUGUCACUUUUGAGCCGCUGUUUCUUUAUCUCUAGAUUACAUCAUUCACUACAGGUUACACAUCUUUCUGAUGUGCAUAUUUUAUUUCAACAAUAAGUGCAAUAUUUAUUAGAUAACCAAUAAUCAACAAGCCAGUUCCUGGGCCACUGACCUAACCCAAUCUAAGGGGGUCUUCAGUAGCUGGUAUUGUAGAAUAGGAAGGAGCUGUGCAGCAUGUAUCACAGCCCGACAGACAACCAGACCAGAACUAGUGGCUUCAACUAUAAAUAAGCGCAACACAAUAGGUGACACUAAAUUAGGAAACAAACGUGUUUGUACAUGAAUGUAAAGUAAAAGUAUAAACAAAUGCCACACUUCUACAAACCAAAUGCUAAAACCCACUGGUUUUAGCGCUGAAUGACAAUCUUACUUACAGAUUAUAUACAUUAUAUACAAGGUAAUGCAUUCCUCAUAUUUUAAGCUUCACACACAACAGUAGUUACCGAUGUACCUCUUUCUCAUGCUCUUUCUAUUGCAAAUACUACUCCUGCUGAGUAGAGAGAAUGCAAGUUUAAAAAAAAUGCACAGAGAAUAUCUCUACUGUAAUUAUACUCUUUAAAAAUAGGGAAAAAAGCUACAUUCUGUUUUAGUUAAAACUGUUUUUCAUGUUUUGUCACCGAUUAAGAAGAGUAUGUAAAGUCAGAAGUGUUUAUCUUCACUAUAUUUUAAAAUCAAACAAACCAAUGCAAUGCAACAGAGACAAAGUGAUAUUGCCAGCUACACCUAGAGUUCACAGUAAUGUAGGGAUAUUUCUGCUUAGGAAAUGUGCAUUCACUGCUUGGGUGCCAGUGAAAUAAAAGUAGAAGUGAACUAGCCAAAUCAUCACUGUGUAAGGAUUUUUUUACAAGUACAGCAGGAUCUAUGAAAUGCAAAAACGGACACUUGCUGAAGCCUAUUUACUCUGUGAAAAAGGAAAGUUAAGCCAAAACUGGGAGAAAUUUGGCUUCACUCAGAAAAAGUCAACAAAGAAAUGGACAGUUAAGAAAGUUUAGUAUUGGGUUGGGAAGGUUGCCCAGUCUUAAUGUUAAACAGUUCGGUUGAUAUCAGGACAUCCAAAUCCAAAGAAUCUAUUUUGCAUUAAAUGAUUGUAGCGUCGAUAUGAUACUCUAUGACAACUAUAGUGUGGAAACACGUGCAAAGCGAUGAUACAUGUAGAUUGGUUUUCCCUUUACAAGCCUGGUUAUAUGGGAACAUCAAGUUUGUGGAAUUAAUUUGUUUUUCUUUCUUUUUGCUUAUUUUUUUUUAGUGUUUUGCAAAAGUGUGAUGUACUGUGAAAAUUCAAGUGCAACGACAAGAGCUAUUGUGGAUUUCUUUGUUCAAUAAAAAUGUGCUUGUCUCCUGUC